CCCACCGUAGCGGCUAGAACGCCGACGAGAGCCUUGACGAACAUGACUGUUGCAAUGUGGGAGCUUGAAAAUGUCGAACUAGAGAAGGAAAGGCAGGAGGCGUUUUGUGCUUUGUAUCCGACAGAAACGCCAUAUUGCUCUUUGAGGGGUCCGCGUCCGAUGGAGCCUCCCAGAGCUGCGGUGGAAGCCACGAACGCAUGCUACCCCCCAAUGGUAUUGGAAUGCUGUACGCGCACACUUGUUGGCUUCGCAUCGGAGACUGAGCGAUUGGAGGCAGACGUCGUCAGGCAUACGCAAGCUCCACAAACUACGUCCGCAGCAUUCGAGCCUGCAGCAGUGAGCAUCAGAAGGACGAGCUUGAGCUCCAGUGAGGCAUCUCGAAGUGGGCAAUGCGGAUCAGGAGAGCGUGAGAUCGGCAGCUUUAGGAAGAAGAGUGUAAGAGGGAUGCGGGGUCAUGGCGCCUGUGUUGUCGAGCACCAUGCUCCGGACGAUACAUCUGAGUGGAUAGAGCUGUUGUUGAUUCAUCGGUAAGCUUGCAUAAGAGGCGUGCGCGGCGUCCCGUGUACCCGGUCCGCAAGCCGCGGCGCGAACGGGAAGCUGCAGUAGAUGGCGCAAUUGUACGUACUGGCGAUCAUAGUGUUUCUAGCUGUUAGGAAGCUGACCAUUGUUAUUGUCUGCGUUUAGUGACAAUGAGUGGGAUGUUCAAACAGCUCGGCCGUCAAUGCUGUAAAGCUGCAAUCAACGUGAGCUAGUAGGUUGUGGUCUUCCUGCUCCGCGGCGCCAUCGGAAUUGCAUACGCCUUGCCUAGUCUAGCUCCAGCUACUUGGCGUAACUCUCCGUACGCAUGCAGCUGCGGUAACGGUAGAAACGCUGGCAGCGGAAACACUCGACCAGCCAACAAACCU
This is a messenger RNA of Baudoinia panamericana UAMH 10762, 905 nucleotides long. RefSeq lists its product as uncharacterized. The transcript has a single exon. The coding region runs from base 43 to 531 and encodes 162 amino acids. Lineage: Eukaryota; Fungi; Ascomycota; Dothideomycetes; Mycosphaerellales; Teratosphaeriaceae. The record is from RefSeq and is a predicted model, not a curated record.